AUGGAUGAAAUUUACUUACAGUUUCUGCUGUGCCAGUGCGUGCUGAAUCGGGCCGACUGGGGUCUGACCAUUGGCUGUAUCAAUGUGAUGUAUUCCUUCUUUCUGUUUAAUUUCUGGGGAGUGGAGCUAGUCAGGACCUUACACGACUACCCCGUCAAGUGGAUGGUGCUGUACGGCUUCAAUAUCAUGUUCAAUAUUAUCACCAUGAUGCGUAUCGUGAAGCGGGAGAGUAUAUCGGUCUUCUACUGGCUCUGCGAGACGGCCGCCCUGCUCCUGUUCCGCCUUUAUUUCACGUACGCCCAUGCAGAUUUCUUUUGGCUGACAGACAACCAAUUGUUCUUUGCCCUCAAUGUGGGAGUGGAUGUUUACAUAUUCCUCUCGCUGCUGGUCAUGAUCUAUGUGAUGUGGGGUCUGCAUUUGGAGCAGGCUCGACAGUUUCCCAAGGAGCAAAUGCGUAACGAUUACAAGUACGAUCCGGAGGCGGCUGCAGCAAAAAAAGCUGCUGAGGAGAAGAAAGAUAGACUGGAGAGGCAGAGGAAGCGCGAGCUGGAAAGAGAAAAACAGCUGGAAAAGGAGAAAUUCAGUGAAGAGAUGGAGACAGUUUUCAAUAAUAACUGUGGCCACGAGGAGGAACAGGCCUACGACCCAAGUGCCCCAGAAGAGUCGAAUCUCUAUUCUGACGCCAUCUCCGAGCACAAGGUGGACCAUCUGUGUGCCCCUACCGCCCCUAACGAGAGCACACUCUCCAUGGAUGACGACGAGUGCAAUAGUUUUAUUGAAAUAUUCUUCGGAGGAUAG
Messenger RNA from Drosophila persimilis, 798 nucleotides. RefSeq lists its product as uncharacterized. The transcript is spliced from 3 exons. The record is from RefSeq and is a predicted model, not a curated record. Lineage: Eukaryota; Metazoa; Arthropoda; Insecta; Diptera; Drosophilidae. The coding region runs from base 1 to 798 and encodes 265 amino acids.